Messenger RNA from Punctularia strigosozonata HHB-11173 SS5, 1301 nucleotides. RefSeq names its product thioredoxin-like protein. The transcript is spliced from 5 exons. NCBI's taxonomy places the organism in Eukaryota, Fungi, Basidiomycota, Agaricomycetes, Corticiales, Punctulariaceae. The record is from RefSeq and is a predicted model, not a curated record. Gene Ontology annotation, molecular function: oxidoreductase activity. Bases 162 to 1004 code for a protein of 280 amino acids.
CGGGCCUUUGAAUCUUACCAAGAGCUCGCCACCGGUCCACACGAUAUUUGUACAGCCUGCCCUUCCAGGCUAGGCGCCGUCCUCGACGUUCUCCGCAACGCAAACUUAAUACACACAACACAACCUCGCAUCCUCUCCUCUCCUCCACCAAGACGACCACGAUGCAAAGGCCGCGGACGAUCAAAUUCACCGUAUUCUCGGAUUGGCUCUGCCCGUGGUGCUACAUCAACCAGCGCGAGCUCGAGAUCGCCAUCGAGCGAUGCGCCGAUCUGCCGCUCCAGUUCGAGAUCGAGUACCGGCCGUUCCGGCUGAACGACGCGCUGUCGGACGACCUGCCGGUGAACAAGACGAAGCUGAUGAGCGUCAAGUACGGCGCGGACAAGUGGGCGGCGAUGCAGAAGGUGCUCGCGCAGCGCGGCGCGCAGCUCGGUAUCACCUUCUCGCCCGAACCGAAGAUGAUGCAGACGACGCGCGCGCACCGGCUGAUGCUCAAGGCCUGGCAACUCGGCGGGAUGCAGCUCCAGCAGGCGUUCGCGAAGAAGCUCUUCAAGGCGCUCUUUGAAGACGGCCAGCUCGCCGGCGACGCCGAGGUGCUGAGUGAUAUCGCAGAGCAGGCGGGCGUGAUGACGAAAGACUCGGCUCUCGACUUCCUCGAAACGGACGAAUGCCAGCCCGAAGUGGAAGCACUGAUCGCCGACGCGCGCCGGAAGGGCGUCUCCGGCGUGCCGUUCAACGUUAUCGAUGGGAAAUGGGUCAUCAGCGGCGGACAGACGGCCGACGUCUUCGUCCAGAUCUUCAACAAGCUCGCCCACUGCGAACACUAUGCCCCCGCCCCCGUCAAGGCGCACCCGGAGGCCGACCAAUGCCCGCCUAGCCUGCUGACCGUUAAAGGCGCCAACGGGAACGUCGGCAACGGCGUCAACGGCCACGCCGACAUCCCGCUCAACGGCAAAGUUAACGGCGCCACCUGCCCGCUCGGCAACGGUAUCUGCGCCGCCUCAUGAUUCUGAUGACCCCCCGCCCCUGCUUCCUUGUCCAUAUUCAACGUAGACAGACGAGCCAAAUCCCUCCCUCGACCCUCUCUCCACCCAUCCGCAUCCACGCCAGCGGUGUUUACCUCUACCAUUCCACCCACCCGACCCACGCGCGUCACCUCCCCCCCGCGCCGAAACACCUCCGCUUCCAUCUGCGAUGAUCUACGUCUAUGUCUCUCUUCUCUUCUCUUUUCCUUUCUAUCCCCCUUUUUAGUACCGUUUUUGUGGACCCCGCUGCAAUCAGUUCCGUGUCUCUCUUCCUCUUCC